Molecule: messenger RNA, 1321 nt
Organism: Megalops cyprinoides (Indo-Pacific tarpon)
Lineage: Eukaryota; Metazoa; Chordata; Actinopteri; Elopiformes; Megalopidae
Product: low density lipoprotein receptor adapter protein 1-B-like
Exons: 9
Coding region: 172-1107 (311 amino acids)
Cellular component (GO): early endosome
Source: RefSeq, a predicted model, not a curated record
CUCGAGAGCGUCGGCUCUUGGGUAAUUUAAGAAAACUGGUGGGAAAAUUGCAUUCAAACCAAAAAGUUGGGGGAGCGCAGAAGACCAUCCUCGCCCAGACUUCUACGAGCCACGGUGGACCAAACCUAGAGCUUGUUGGGCUCGCUCUUCCCUCGUACAGGACCAUUAAGUAUGGAUGCUUUGAAGUCGGCUGGCCGGGCCAUAAUUCGCAGUCCGAGUCUUGCGAAACAGUCAUGGGGGGCAGGCAAGCACAAAAAGCUUCCGGAAAACUGGACAGACACGCGGGAGACGCUUCUGGAGGGCAUGGCCUUCAACCUGAAGUACCUGGGCGUGACCCUGGUGGAGCAGCCCAAGGGUGAGGACCUGUCAGCGGCAGCUGUCAAAAGGAUCGUUGCCACAGCCAAAGCCAGCGGAAAAAAGCUCCAAAAGGUGACCCUCAAGGUCUCACCCCGAGGGAUUCUCCUUUAUGACAGCUUGUCUAAACAGCUGAUUGAGAAUGUAUCGAUAUACAGGAUAUCGUACUGCACGGCUGACAAGAUGCACGACAAAGUUUUCGCUUACAUCGCCCAGAGCCACAACGAAACGCUGGAGUGCCACGCCUACCUCUGCACCAAGAGAAAAGUGGCACAGGCAGUUACACUAACCGUGGCACAAGCGUUCCGAGUGGCCUUCGAGUUCUGGCAAGUGGCCAAAGAAGAGAAGGAGAAGUGGGCUAAGUCUGGCUCUGAUGGUGAAGUGACCAGCAGCUCCCAGUCAGAAAGAUCUGCCAGCUUUGCCAGUCUGAAAGGAGGAGAAGCAGCAACAGGGAACCUGUUGGAUUUGGAAGAGGGUGCCAUCGCCGCUUUCGCCAGCCUGGGCGACGGCGCUGGCCAUAUGGGUGAUCCCUUCGUGGCGCGCGGCCACCUCGCUGAGAACAACAAUAGCAUAUGGGAGCUCGAUGACGGUUUGGAUGAAGCCUUUUCAAGACUCGCUGAGUCUCGUACUAACCCCCAGGUCUUGGACAUUGGGGUGACAACUCAGGACUUGAACGCUGAAGAGUGCCUGCUGUCUCCUGCCGACUGGGACAACGCCAACGCCGCCAAUGGAGAGGAUAUCUUCAGGUUGUGAAUGCAGUGAAGCCACCGCAAGAGGAAAACGGUUCACUGCUGGUCUUCCCUGGAGGGCCCACUGUCGCCACCUGGUGGCUUUAGCUGGGAGGACCAAUGUCUGUUUCCAGAACACUUAACCAAAGCAAUAAUAAACUAUUAAAACCAUUAAUUUCUUUUAAAACAUUGUCUUACAAUAGUCUAGUCUUUGUCACAAUCCUCUUUUUUGAGCGUUG